GAACAGGAAGAAGGGGCUCCGUUAGCAUCAUCAGUCCGGCGGGAAUCGUCAGUCAGCUGUUUCGUUUUUUGGGACGUUAAAAUGUUUGAAUACAACCGUUGAACUGCGGUCUGCUAGCGGCUAAUCACAAAACACACUGACGCCUCCUCAGUGACAUGAGCAGCUCUGCUCAGAGGAAGAGGAGGACCUCAGGAAGUCCUCUGGUUUCUAGACCCAGUACCAAGACCAGCAGGGCAGCUAACACUAGGAGGACGGCUAGCGCUAACCGAGCAGCUAGCCGGACGGCUAGCUGGGCAUCUGAUGGUGACACCGCCCCCCCCACAGAGACCAUUAAUGUGAUGGACAGCACUGAGGACAGUGUGGAGGAGGUGGUGGAUCUGACCUGUGAGGGAUCAGAAGCUACUGUGGUUGACCUGACGACCAACAACGAUUCAGUACUGCUGUUGGAUGAAGGUCCUGAGAACAGGAGAGUCCCUGCAGGGGAGAGUUAUGUUGUCAGCAGCGAUGAAGAUGAAGACACGCCACCUGUCCUCGGUGCUGCCAGUGUGUCAUCUGCACACACCACCAGGUCGACUCCAGGGACGAUCAGCUGCCCCGUCUGUCUGGACGUGUACUCUGAGAUCGUCGAGAGCGGCCGAUUGGUUGUUGCCACGAGGUGUGGUCACGUGUUCUGCAGUCAGUGCCUGAGAGAUGCUCUGACGUCCUCACACACCUGUCCGACCUGCAGGAAGAAACUCACCUGCCGCCAGUACCACCCCCUCUACAUCUGACAUCCCCACUCUGCUGCGCUCCCAUUGGAUGCUGGUAGAGUCCGAUGGCAGUGACAUCAUCAGAUAUUGUUUGCUGCUGAAACAUUUUGGAUCCUUUUACGUGGAACUUGAGCCGGAGCUGCGUUUUGGUUAAAGAUGAAUAACGAUUGAUGGGUUGAUCCGUUGAAUGAGAUGUAUUGAUUAUAUUUCUGAGUUUAUCUUAAGUUUUCAGCUAUGAUUUGUUUUUGUCUGUUUUAUAUUCAUGUGUAAAAGUAUAAAUAAAUUCUAUUGACUUCAUGGAUCAGUUGUUCUUUUUUCUUUGAUCCAGAUCAGUGUAGUUCAUUUAUCGCAGUCAGAACAAACCUGUUACUUGUACUUGAGUAAAUGUACUCAGUUACUCUGCUGGUGGAAAUGAAUUAAACUGACAGAGAUCCUG
Stegastes partitus (bicolor damselfish) is the source of this 1185-nucleotide messenger RNA. It is a transcript of the gene rnf4, whose product is annotated as ring finger protein 4. The transcript is spliced from 8 exons. Gene Ontology annotation, biological process: positive regulation of transcription by RNA polymerase II. Bases 156 to 770 code for a protein of 204 amino acids. Gene Ontology annotation, molecular function: zinc ion binding; transcription factor binding. NCBI's taxonomy places the organism in Eukaryota, Metazoa, Chordata, Actinopteri, Pomacentridae. The record is from RefSeq and is a predicted model, not a curated record.